UCCAGUCGUGGGCUGGCCACUGACAGAAGCUGCAUCCACGCUGACUGAUGCUCAACAGACCCUGAUUACCCGUCUGUGCUCACAACUUUUACGCACAAGACAAGAUGAGAGCCUUGGUUUCAGCCGCGACGUUUCUGUGGGUGAUCGCGAUACCCUGCACGGAAGCCAUCCACGGAAUGUAUAACUUUGGCCAGCACGAGUUAUUCUACAAGAAGAACCACUGCAAGCAAAUCCCUGCUAACCUCCUGCUGUGCCACGACAUCGAGUACACGGAGAUGCGCCUCCCGAACCUGCUCGGACACGAAACCAUGAACGAGGUUCUGCAGCAAGCCUCGUCCUGGAUCCCGCUGGUGCAGAAGCAAUGUCACCCGGACACGAGAAAGUUCCUCUGCUCCCUCUUCGCGCCCGUGUGUCUGGACGAACUGGACGAGCCCAUCCAGCCGUGCAGGUCCCUGUGCGAAAGCGUCAAGCAGGGCUGCGCGCCCGUGAUGUCCGCGUUCGGCUUCCCCUGGCCGAAGAUGCUGGACUGCGACCGUUUCCCGCUGGACAACGACCUGUGCAUUCCCCCGGCAGGCAUCGACAACUUUGUGCCAGCCACCAAGGAGGUGCCCAGAGUGUGCGAUGCUUGCAAGGAAACGGACGAAAAUGACAACGAAAUUGUUGACAACCUGUGUAAGAAUGACUUUGCUCUGAAGAUCAAAGUGAAGGAGAUCUCCUACAUCAACGGCGACACCAAGAUAGUGCCGGAGACCAAGAGCAAGACCAUCUACAAGCUGAACGGCGUGACGGAGCACGACCUGAAGAAGACGGUGCUGUGGCUGAGGGACGGCCUGCAAUGCAUCUGCGAGGAGAUGAACGACAUCAACGCCGCCUACCUGGUCAUGGGCCAGAAGAGGGACGGCCAUCUGGUCAUCACCUCGCUGAAGCGCUGGCAGAAGGGACAGCGCGAGUUCAAGAGGAUCUCACGCAGCAUCCGCAAGCUGCAGUGUUAGGAGGCAGAGAAGAAAACAAACUGCAUGUGUUACUGUUGAAGUUAAAGUUCAGUCGAGCUCUUCCCCCGUUCAAAUUUCAGCAUUGCCGUCAAGUAAAGUCCAACAAAGAAGUUUUCCCGGGCAUUUAAAGACUCAUCGCUUCAUGUGUCAGCCACUGGUUCGUCAUUUAAAAUGCUAGAUUCAGGAAAAAAAGGUCAUAUGGGGCCCAGACAGGGCUAAAAUAACUUUACAAUAACUUUAUUUGAGCCUGCAUUUUCCGUUUUAGGCCAAUACAUUGCAACUAAGGUUAAACUACUUUAAACGGCAACCUCCGGAUUCUAAAAAAUACAAAUUAAAUCGGGUGCAGACAUUCAUCUGACUUUCAUCCAAUGAUUCCCAUUCAUUUUGCAUUGGCCCCGUUAAUGCAGAGGCCAGUUCUCAAGCGCUGUGUCCUUCCCUGGGGAGCUGUCUUCGCUGUCACCUCAUUAAUUGCAGUUAAUUGCCCUCGGCCUCCUUCCCAUGGGCAGACUGGAUCCCUAAUUGCAUGGUUAGAGUUCUGAAUCCAGGAUUAUAAAAUGACUGACUCUAAUAAUCAUUGGCAGAUGAGGCCUACUGUUAAAUCCUGCCGAAAGGUUGAGUUUUAUUAGACUUAAAAAAAUACGUUUCUUUUGUCUACUUCUGUGCGGAGGCCUCAAACUGUGUUAAAUCCUCAGAAUUCCUAUUGAAGAAGUCAAAGGCCUUGACUGGACAGGACUCUAAUUCAGGUUCAUUAAAGUCUUUCUAAAUUUGGUAUUCGCUUCCUACAGUUACAGACAUUGAGUCACUUUGUUAGGGAAGCUAUGAUCCUGUAUCUGAGACUAACAUAAAGAUAUUGGUGUUUUUGUAUUCUUUCCGUUUUCUCCAGCAAAAAAGAAGAAGAUGAGAGAUAGCUGGCUAUAUUCUCUGCCUGUUCCACAUUUGUAAUAUUCUUGAUAAACCUUUUGUACUUGAGCCACUGCAUAUUUUUCUACCACAAUAUGAUAAAAAACCUAAAUAUUUUUCUACUCCGUCUGGACUUUCCCACGUCAGUUAAGCUUUUAUGUAAACUUCAUCCUGUUGUUUGAGUAACACAAGUUGGUUUUUGUCCUGGUGUUUAAUGUUGAUUAUCUGAGUUUGUGGUCGGUGGUUUAUAACUGUGUGGUGGUGUGUAUGUGUGCAAUGUAAAGUUUGUUUUUCUUGGAAAGUAUUACUGUGUAAAUAUCUAAUACUGUCCGUUUUAUCCUGUGUAAUGUUUCCAGCUAUUAAAAGUUGCCAACAUGUUUUUUGAAA
This is a messenger RNA of Platichthys flesus (European flounder), 2279 nucleotides long. It is a transcript of the gene sfrp2, whose product is annotated as secreted frizzled-related protein 2. Gene Ontology annotation, molecular function: Wnt-protein binding. The coding region runs from base 105 to 992 and encodes 295 amino acids. The transcript is spliced from 3 exons. The record is from RefSeq and is a predicted model, not a curated record. Gene Ontology annotation, biological process: non-canonical Wnt signaling pathway; canonical Wnt signaling pathway; negative regulation of canonical Wnt signaling pathway. Lineage: Eukaryota; Metazoa; Chordata; Actinopteri; Pleuronectiformes; Pleuronectidae.